Molecule: messenger RNA, 3787 nt
Organism: Cataglyphis hispanica
Lineage: Eukaryota; Metazoa; Arthropoda; Insecta; Hymenoptera; Formicidae
Gene: Lim3
Product: LIM/homeobox protein Lhx3
Exons: 8
Coding region: 1799-3289 (496 amino acids)
Biological process (GO): neuron differentiation; regulation of transcription by RNA polymerase II
Cellular component (GO): nucleus
Molecular function (GO): DNA-binding transcription factor activity, RNA polymerase II-specific; RNA polymerase II transcription regulatory region sequence-specific DNA binding
Source: RefSeq, a predicted model, not a curated record
AGGCGCAUAGUGCGUCGAUUUCCGGCCCGAUCGAAAACAUUGCGACUCAGUUAAAGUUAAAAGAAAGUGACGUGUAUAAACUUCGCGCGAUUCAGAUACUACGCGCGAUCAAACUAUUGAUAUAUUAAUUACACGUGUUUGUUUACAUGUGAUCGUCCUUCAUCGGCAACAGUAAGCACAAACGAUCUGAGAUUCAAUUAUUAAAAAAAUUAAGAACUCUCUCUGCGUGUGUGUGUGUGUGGAUAAUUUACUCGGAGGGAAAGGAUAUUGUGACUCCCGAUUAAACAAUGAAUGCUUGACAUGCGAUGCUCUUUCGCUGAGAAUAUCGAGGUUGAGGUAACAGAAAAGAAAGAGCCGAUGUGCAAAAUAUCGCGUCGUAAUCGGAAAUACGCAUACGCUUGUCGAGCGUGAAUCGUUUCAUUGACAAUAAGCGGCUUGUGCGGUAGUGUUGAUGGAACUAUUUACAAACGGUUCAUUCAAGUCUCGUGCAAUGAGUUCAUAAACGAACGCGAAGAGCGUAUCUGGUACAAAAGAAGUUUCGCGAGUUCGUCGUCUACGAACAAUCGCGUGAAUUUCAUUAAGAAAUUGAUCGCAAUUCAGGACUUUCUUCAAGAUAAAGCGAGACAACGAAUGAUCGGUGAGUGAGUGAGCAAAGUUGAUGGACGGAUCUUACGUUAAAAAAUAAUUAUUUGUGCAUAAAUUGUUUAAGGGAGACUUAAAACGCGUUUUCAGGAUUGUUGGAAGUUUUAUGAUAGAGAUAAUAAUUUUAGAAAAAUUGUUUGCGCGCAAGAGUGUCAUGGGAGCUUUCUCAGUACAUGUGUUGGUAUCAACAAUAGCAAACGGAGAUGAUACAUAAUGUAGAAACAAAUCAAUGAGCUUCCAAUGAUCUUCUCGCGACGCUAAAUCGUCGACUUUGUGAACGGAACGCGCGUGUAAUAUACUUUUUAACAAGAAUCUUGUUUAACGUCGGACGGUCGUGCUCAAGUUUUCUAUUAAAUAAACGCUGUGUUUGUGUCUGGGGAACGAUCCUACUCUUGGAAGUAUCUUAUACAUCAAGCGAGCUCGGUAACUUCAAGAGACAGUUUGAAAUCAGUCGCGUACAAGUUUGAAUCACGCUGGAAGAUACAAACAGCGAAUCUUUCAAAGAAACGUGUGGCUUCUUAUCGCCGUUUCAUCCGCAGCAUGACAGCCGAAGUUGCUUGCUUUAAUUCGAAGAAAUAAUACGAAAGCUUAAUUAUAAUAUUUCACUUUUGACGAAGAAAGAGAAAGUGCCUUGCUGCACGACCAUACUUCCAAUUCGUGGAAGUUCUUUACCUCAAGGAAUCCCGUAAUAACCACAACAUUCUCCUUCUACAUGUAAUCCGUAUUAAUGUUUACAUUUCUAUUAAACCUGAUAAGACCGGAUUACAUCAAUAUUCUCUUAAACUGGAACCGCAGCAAAACCGAUACAUCUCGUAUAAACCAAUUAUCCCCCCCAAUUAUCCCUCAAUUAUCCUCGACGUUCAUCAGCGAACUCGCUGCUGUCAAUAUCAGCUGUUUCACCACCGAUCGUGCGUCGCAGCUCGAUAGAAAUCACAAAUCGACGAUCUCACCAUCCGCGAGAGGUAGUUUGACAUAGGGACGACGAUCUCGUUGGCGGGAAUUGCUUUUGACGCGAUUGCUCGACUUCGUUCUUAGACUGGAGCUGUACCUGCCGUAUGCACCGCUGCCGGGGGGCGGCGGGAUCCUCCCGGCGGUGAGCGGCAGCGGUGCCACCGGCGGCUGUCGUCCGGUUCUGCUCGGCGGCGUCGACCUGUCGAUGUCGGCGGCGGUGCAGCCGCCGCCGGUCGCCGCGACGCUACCGACGGGCCCGAGCAUCCCGAUCGCGGCCCACAAUUCUCUUCAUCACACAUCCGGCGGCCUGGCCCUGCCGCUGGGGGCCGCGACGGGACCGCCGGUGAUGAUGCCGCGUCCACCGCCAGGCGCGAUGCCGCCGCUGGGACCCACGACUCUGCCGUCGGCUCAUCAGGAUCCCGAGGAUCUCGCCGACGCGGCCCCUAACCAGGACGUUCUGCUGGCGCUCCUCGCGAGGAACAAGAAUCUGGAAGAACGGAGGAUCAAAACACCAAGCCGUUUUACUAUCAAGGAAGAAUCCACGAUUCCAAAAUGCGGUGGAUGCCAGGAAGUUAUUUUGGACAAAUACGUUUUGAGGGUCCUCGAGAGAUGUUGGCACGCAAGAUGUCUCACGUGUCGGGAUUGUGGUGCCAGAUUGACGGACAAAUGUUUCGCGAGAAACGGCCACGUGUUCUGCAAAGAUGACUUCUUCAAGCGUUUCGGGACGAAAUGCGCGGGCUGCGGCCAAGGCUUGGCGCCUUCGCAGGUGGUCCGAAGGGCGCAGGAGUUGGUCUACCACCUGACGUGUUUCUCGUGCGCCCUUUGCUCCCGGCAACUGGACACCGGGGACGAGUUUUAUCUCAUGGAGGAUAGGAAACUCGUCUGCAAGCCCGAUUACGAGCAGGCCAAGGCGAAAGAACUGGCAGAUGGGGGAAGCAUAGACGGUGAUCAACCUAAUAAAAGGCCACGAACAACGAUCACGGCGAAACAGCUCGAAACUCUCAAGCUGGCAUACAACACCAGUCCGAAACCAGCGAGGCACGUGCGAGAACAGCUGUCUCAGGACACAGGCCUCGAUAUGCGCGUCGUUCAAGUCUGGUUUCAGAACAGGAGGGCAAAAGAGAAGAGGCUGAAGAAAGAUGCCGGUAGAACAAGAUGGUCUCAAUACUUCCGCAGUAUGAAGGGCGGUGCUGGCGGUCAUUCGCCUAGACAUGAUAAGCUCCUUGAUAAAGACGAGCUCAAGGUAGACUUGGACUCCACCUUUGGUCAUCAUGAUUUGAGCAAUGACAGCUACGGAACGGUGGUCAACAUGGGCCUGGACGAGGGCGCAAGUCCAGGCGGCGGUGGAAACGGGGCCGGGGGUGGACCGCCCCGUGGAUAUCUGGGAGCGACGACACCUCCGUAUCUCUCAACGUCCAGAUCGCCGUCCUUACCACCCCAGUUUCCGUACCCGCCAGACGCUGGUCUCUCGGUGUACACCACUCUCGGGGGACCGGGCGGCAUGGUGCCAGGACCAGCGUCGGAUCUGAGUAACGAGUCAAGCGGCGGUGGUGGUGGCGGAGGUGGCGGUAACAGCGGUGGCAAUAACAGCGGUGCCGGCGGUUAUCCCGAAUUUCCGCCGUCGCCGGAUUCCUGGCUUGGUGAGCCACCGCCCCCGCACGCGCACCAUCAUUCCCACUCCCAUUACGCCACAUAACCCGCCAAAACCGCGCGUCGCCAAAUACCGUAUAGAAUAACGUGCUGUCGGCGCGGGGCGUACGUCUAAAAUCGAUUACGCCGUCGUCGUCCUCGAGGAAAGUCGAAGAGAGAUCUCAUCUUCUGCGAUAUGUCCUCAAACGAAAAAUGGGAGAUAUUGUAAAUUUAAAAAAUCUCGGAUUUGAAUAUAUUGGAUUAAAGUCUGAAUCUAUUUUAGUGUCCUUAAUGGAUUUAUACAUGAAAGAUCUAAAAGCGAAAGUACGGUAAUUUCCAUUCUUCACUAAAUGUAAAGGAAUUUUUUAGUAACAUCAUUAUUAACAUUUUUCAUAUAUUUUUAUAGAUAUAUUUUGCGUUGCGUUCUAUACAGAUAAUAUAUAUCAUUUCAUCUUGAACAAAAUUCUUUUUUCAAUUAAAAACAGGAUUGUUUGUUUAAAAUAGAUUUGUACCUUUUCAUUUUUUAGAGACCUUAUUGCAAUAUAUUAAUUAUUGCAUAAUUAUA